Porites evermanni is the source of this 10722-nucleotide messenger RNA. NCBI's taxonomy places the organism in Eukaryota, Metazoa, Cnidaria, Anthozoa, Scleractinia, Poritidae. The record is from the annotation of a GenBank genome assembly.
AUGAGUAUGGGGUUUGGUGUGGUGGCCUUGUUCUUUUUAGCUGCAUUCUUGUUGUCGAACGUAAUCAUUUACACUAGAGGGACUCUUGGGGGAAGUCAAAAAGCAGAAGUCAAUCCGGCUAGAGAGUUGGUCCAAAAGUUCCUCGACAGCGCGGUGGUUGGUGAUUACGUAAGGAAAGGCUUUAGCGAAUUAAAAUUAAAAACCAGUUUGCCAAAGCCGGUGACAGAAACUGAGAAACCCAGAGGAGGAAAACUCGUCAAAUUUGGAUCAAGUGAAGAAAUUUCUUUGAAGCAAGCGUUUAACUUUAUGAACUUUUACCCCCUUCUAUACGAGCAAGAACAAUACCCGACAGAAUUCGAAAUACCAAUUGGAAAACAAAUGGAAAAAUUUCAGCUCACCAAGAAACCGGACGGAACGUUUUCAUUAGAAGCUGUACAUGACGGAGGGACUGUUGAAGUAGAUCCGUCUCAUCUCCAGGAAACAGUUAGAUUUCUUUCUAACCCCGAAUUAAAGCAGCCCUUAAGGGAAACGAUAAGAGAGGCCUUUUUAAAAGCAUUAGAUGAGCGAUUAAGCAGUCAGCCCGAUUUUAAAACAGAAUUGCAAAGUCGUGACCCAAGUGGGACGGUAACCCCACAGGAGAUGGAAAUGGCUUUUCGAGCAGGCAGAGACCUUUUGGUUGCAAUUGCCUUAAAAGAGCUCACUUUCGAAGGACUAGAUCCUCCCGAAUGGCUGCAGGAUACAUACAAAGAUAUUGAUUCGAGAAUGCAGGAAGUUAGAGAUAAGCAAAGCAAGGAGAUUUCGGCAGAAAAAGAAAGGAAACUGAAAUUUGAAUUCACUCAGAGUAUGCUUAAAACUAGUAAGGAGGCUAUUGACGAAUGGGAACAGUUGAAGACCCUAGAUGCGGCAGAAUCAACGAAAAAAGUUGUCGAAGAAAAAGAAAUGGGAACCCAUGCAAAACGAUAUUUAACGGUGACAAUUCACAAAUCUGAUCAGGUAUCCCUUAAAAAAAUAUUUAAACUACUACAAUUUUAUCCUGAUAUAUACGAACGCCAGGGAAGAAAACAUACACGGUUCGAAGUUCAAAUUGGCGGAGAGACAAGGAAAUUCCUUUUGAGUAAAGCACUGUUCGGAGUAAACCAAAUAUUGGUGUAUACUUUAGAUGAUGAUUGGCCUGGUACUACGAAAAGGAGCACGACGAGUGGUCCCUGGGCACCCGAUUACGAUACCAUGGUAGACGAAGUUCUUGCUAAAUUUCCUGAACAUGAGAAGCUGGCCAAAGCUAUGCUCAAUGCUGUCGAAAGCAAACUCAACAGUCAACCUGAUUUCUCAGUAGAUUUGAAAAUUUCGGGAAAACCCGCAGAGUCUGCUGACACUGUUCGAGCUACUGUAGAAUUUAUGAUUAUUUCCAUGGUUGCAGAAGCGGCACACCCAACCGAGGAGUUUAAAGAGGCCUUUUUAACAGAGCUAGCAAGAAUGAUAGAGAAACAAAGGGCAUUCCCAAAAAGUAAAGAUAUUCCCAAUAUUGCAGAAUUAAAAGGAAAAUCUGGGCGAAGUCCAGCAAUGGAUGAGGUUGUCGAAGGCAUGCUCAAAAACGUUGGACCUGCCAGAAUAGAGACAGUGUUUAGCAAAGAAAACUUUCCAGUAAGAAAAAAAGGUGGAACACAGGAAGGGCGAAACUUGAUACAUGAACAAGGAAGUGAAUAUCUUUCUCGCAAACGUUCCGCUGAAGAACACGAUUUACGACUCACUCUCGACAAAAUGGAAGAAGAUUGCACGAGGCGUCGAAGAAAACGCUAUGUCUGUUCACUAAAGAAUAGAAACUCUGCUAAAGUUGAUGAGACGUCUAUCAAAAUUAAAGAAGACCGGGUUGAAUUUUACUUGGUAGACCGUCGUGAUUCAAAAGAACGAGAGCAUGUUCAGUUACAAAUUAGCCCUGAAGAGUUAGCUACUCCCAAGCUGAUUAAGGAUAACCUAUCAAAUUCUCGACGAGCUGGGAUGAGUGAGACUUACGCCAAGAUAAAUAAAGGUUUAGCCGUUCACGGUCUCGUAUUCUCCGUUCUUGCUGCUGGUAGAUAUUUUGAGGAAGGGGAAAACUUUAGGGGUGCCAUGACCGUCGCCCAGUCUGCUCACACACUUGGAGGUCUAACCGGUCUUAACGAGAUAGCUUCUAAAGUUAGUCAACGAGUUCUAAGUAGUGCAGCUAAAGGGUUAGCGAAAGGCUUAAAUUUAGAAAAAGGAUUGGAAAAGUUAUCCACUAAUGUGGAAAGGUUCGCAGAGAGAGGAGUUGGACAGUUGCUUGGGGCCGUUCCUGGGGUAGGACUUGCAUUUGAUAUUUACUUUAUUGAGCAAGACAUCGAGGAGUUGGCCGACUUAGAUUUUAAUGAUCCGGAAGACCUCAAACUUUUACCACUUCGUGUUAUCGAUUUAGCUCUUGACGUUAGCACCACAGUACUGAACCUGGUAGGAACAUUUUGCCCGUUAGCAGAAGUCGUUACUGAACCUCUUGUGAUCGUUCUGUCAAUAAUAAGGAUGGCUAUUGAUGAUUUCUACAUUGAUAUUAUGGCGGAGAUAGAGAAAAUUAAUUGGAAAAGCCCAUGGGCGGGAUUGGAGUUUCUUGGAGCUCUUGUAAAAGGUUACCUAGACGGAGCAGCGGAUUUCUUAACAGGUGGCUUAAGAAGACAGAUGGACUCUUACAGGAAACAGGAACAAAAUGACGAAAAGCUCGUUCAAGAUUUGAAAAACCCGGAUAACUAUUACAAGAUUGUUGGGGAAAAGGAAGGAGGUGGAGAUACAAUUGAUUUCACCCAGGGAAGACUUUCCAGCUUUGGUGGCUAUAUUAACUUCAGGCUUCAUGACAACAAUCGUGCUACUUUAGAAAUCGGAGAUGUCAGCGGCAGUCAUAAAACAAUACGCAAAACAUUUACAGUUGGUUCUAAUCUUAAAGAUAUCGUGCUUGGAAUAGGAGAGUCGAGGACAUUUGAAUACAAGCACGAAACCGCGAAGCUGUUUUUUGUUAUUCCAGUUAAGAAAUACGAUGUCAUUUGUGGAGCCUGUCUCCACGAAAAAUCUGUUUAUGGAACUUACUAUGGAAACUCUAAGGACAACACAUUUUACGCCGUGCAGAAUCCAAAGCCAACAACAAAACCCCCUGAGAAAAAGGAUGAAGAGUGUAACUUUGGAAAUCUGAACCUGAAGUUUGUUACUGGGAAUUAUCAUUACAAUUUGUAUGGGCGGGGUGGUAGUGACACUUUUUAUCUUGGCCCUGAAAUGUCCACUGUCACAGGAGGAUCUGGAAGUGAUCUGUUCAUCAUCCAAUCAAACGGCGGAAAAACAAUUAUCGAUAAUUUUGCUGAAGAUAACAAGCGCGACAUCAUUGCCAUCAACGUCAACUUUGUUAAUAUCAGAUGUCAUCAGAGUGGAACUGAUCUUGACAUUACUUAUUCCAAGAGUCAUCACAUUCGUAUCAAGAAUUGGUUCAUUCCUGGUGAUCCGACGUAUUACCGUCAUGUCUCAUUUCGCAGUCAGGACGGAGUCAUUUUCGUCCCAAAACAAACCCUGAAUAACGACCCAAUUCAUGUUGUUCAAUGUGUGGCGGUCGCUUUGGAUCUAGGUGCAGCAAAAACAGCUCAAACAGUCUCUCUUCGUGAUGAUAAAUACAGUGAAGUCAAACAAGUAUCAGGAUCAGGAAGCUCUGAUAUUAUUAUCGGUAAUGACGUCAGUAACGUCCUGGAUGGUGGUCGGGGAGCUGAUCACUUGUCUGGAGGCAAAGACGAAGAUACCUACGUCAUACGGGAAGAUGAAGGUUGCGAUGUUAUUGAUAAUAGUGCAGAGGAUUACUCAACAACUACUGACGUUGCAGUGUUUGACGUGCCCUUUGAAAAGAUAGAAGUAAAAACAAAAGGUAACAACCUCUCUGUAACAGAUAGGAACAAUGCGCAAAAGUCAUGCUUUACAAUAACAAAGUGGACCGUAGGGGAUCAGUACAGACAUAUUCUAUUCACGUCUAAAGAUCAUGUUGUCUUCAAAGUGUCUACCAGGGAAGACGGAACUGUUUCCAAAAUACCAAUAAUGCUGGAUUACAAAACCUCCUCAACAAACGUUUGUGUCGAUUUGUCGGAAUCACUGAGUCCCAAGUGCAUCAAACCAACUGGUUACACCAACGUGGGGACAAUUUCCGAUUCCCCACACAACGAUCACAUAGUGGGAAAUGCACAGACCAACUUUUUAAGCUGCACUGGAGGAGAGGAUUAUCUUGAGGGUGGAGAAGGUACGGACAAUUAUGUUGUCAAGAAAACAUGCCAAAAAGAAACUAUCAACAAUUUUGACAGUCGCCAAAAAGUUGAUGUAGUGUAUUUAGAGGAAAAUUUCCUAAACUUACAGUUGCAAAGAGAAGGCGAAGAUUUGAAAGUUGUCUCAAGUCGUGGAACACCAACUGUAGUACUUUCUGAUUGGUUUCACUCUCCUGACCACCAACAUCUUGGGAUAAGAACUAUUGAUGGAAUUACACUUAGAAUAAACACUAAGACGGUUAAACUCGAGCCAUAUGAGGUAUCUAAGGAUCCCUCUCAAUGCCAAUGCGGGCACGGAAGUUGUGAAAGAGGGGUGAUAACAUUCAGUCUUGACAAAGAUCCUUGGCAAAACGUUGUCCGCUUUGAAUUGAAAUCUAGUCAAUGUAGUUACAAAAUUUUUGGGAACAAACUUAACAAUUACCUUGAUCCCGGAGCAGGCAAUGGUUAUAAUUACCAGCAUUUGGUGGGAGGAAAUGGAUCCGAUACCUACGUCUUAAAUCACGGGUAUGGGGAGUUUAAUGAAAUCAACAAUUAUGCAGAUGACAACAAAAUGGACACGCUUCAGCUUGGAAUGGAAUUUGAUGAUAUCCAUGUUUAUUUCCAUGGCCUCAAUGACGCCAUUCUUGCAUCAAAAACACGACCUAGCUCACUCAGCGUUCGAAUUAUAGAUCACUUUCGAGGUGAGAAGUAUCAGCAUCUUCAGAUAAUAUCCGCAGACAAGGUGGUUUUUCAUAUCGCCAAACAAUACCCGUACAAAAAGAUCAUCGCUGUCGACCGUAGCAAGACCGAUUCGCCACAAAACAUUGAUCCUGAAAGGAAUGGCUUAAUUUCAACUGCUGAAGAUAUAAAGGGAUCGCUUGCCUUUGCUAACAAGCUUACAGGCAGUAACACAACAAAAGAAAUCGAGGGUGGUGUUCAGGCAGACAUUCUUCGUGGAGGACACACAGGAACAGUUUUUGAAGGAAAACAGGGUAACGACAAAAUUUAUGGUGGAGCUGGUAAUGAUAUCAUUUUUGGCGGGGAUGGUGAGGACGUCAUCUACGGCGGCAUUGGAGAUGAUAACAUUUACGGUGGGGACGGUUCAGACUUUAUCGAUGGAGGCGAUGGCAGUGAUACACUCGCUUUCAGAGGCGAUGGUUUCCGUCGCAAGGGAGUCACUGUUGAUCUCAAUAUUGGAUUUGGAAAAGGAGUUGAUGCAGAAGGAGACAGCUAUGAUAGUAUCGAAAACGUGUAUGGCACUAUUCACAAUGACGUUCUGAUUGGAUCUGAUUUCGACAACAAGCUCUGCGGGCUUGAAGGAGAAGAUAUACUUACUCCCUAUGGCGGCGUUGAUAAACUUGUUGGCGGUGAAGGUAAAGAUUCGUACUUACUAUAUAAAGCUUCUGGAUUAAAAAUAAUUGACAACUACGCGGAAGAUGAGGUCGAAGACACCCUAUCUCUGGUUCAUUUAAACUCCCUUGACGUUUGUAUCUUCUUAGUUGGAAACGAUUUACAUCUUCAAGUUGAUAAAUCUGACUUGGCCUCAGUUCUUUAUCACGGCGAACCUUUGGCGGUGAUAAUCAGAAACUGGUACGUGAAUUCAAAAUACAGACACCUGAAAGUGCUAUUUAAAAACACUGUUUGGGAAGGUUUUGCUUUGUCCUCCAUCGCCGAAAAAUUAGAGAUGCUUGGAAAUAGUGCUAGCUUCAUCGAAGACAAAACUCACCUACAGGUUGUGUCUGCAAGUGGUACAGACGUAAGCUUGUCAUGGAAGCCAACUAAUAACGUUUUGUCACAUUCAGAAACAGAGCUCUUUCUUGUACAUUUUAAAGAGCUGGAACCAAAAACCUUAGUGAAAACACAAGUAGGUCGCCUUACAUCAGUGACUCUUUCAUCACUUGAUCCAACCUCCCACUACGUCUUUGCUCUGGCAUUAAAAAAGUGCGACGCGACAAUUGCAAUAUCCCAAACGCUUAUAACCUACGGACGAGAAAGAUCCUGUCCCUCGGCAGAAGUACCGCACUCUGUUGUUAAGUACGCUCCUCCUUCGACUUCCUUAACUCCUGCUCAUGGCACAGUUGCCAGUGUAAAAUGUAAUCCCGGAUAUAACAUAUAUAUCCAUAACUCCGAAAAGAGUACAACAUGCUUAGAUCAAGAAUGGAUUCCCUCUCUUCCGGUUUGUAAGAAAAUAAAACAAUGCCCUGUCCCUACAAAGCCGUCUAACGGAGAGGUUUCUACAAACGGUCAUGUCGAAGGAUCAAAAGCUUAUUAUGUUUGUCACAAAGGAUUCAGGCUGGAAGGACCGAAGGAACGCACAUGUAUAAAUGAAGUCUGGGAUGGGAAAGGUCCUAAUUGUGAGCCACUAAGUUGCCCGGAAACACCAACUGUUUCUUAUGGAUCGUAUAUUUCCUGUGAUUAUAUAAAGCAUACGGAGACGUAUGGAACAAUGAACAGUCCCCUUGAAGGCUAUUGUGUUAAGCUUGAAUGUACCAACUUAUACCUGCCAAGUCAUGUAUUCCGUGGUAAUACGUAUCGUCCUAGAUGGGAAAGUGACUGGGAAAUACCUCAAGGAGGACUGGUGUGUAGCGAUGGUAAGUGGAUUGGCUAUGUGGAUGACACCUGCGAACCUACUGCUAGACUUACCAGUGUGGCGGUACAGUGGUUUAAAAAAAUUGGCACACUUCAACUUUGGCAAAAUGGUGCUUGGACGAUCGCUUCGUCUACCCAGGCACGAAACAUUCUUAACCUUUCCUGCAAAAGUGUUGGUAUAAAUGAUCCCCAGCAUGUAGCUUACAGCUCAAUAAGCUCCCGAAUACGAGUAACUUGUAGUAAGCUACGUUUGGUCCAGCCGAAGCCAACUAUUUAUGAAGGAAGAGUUGAAGUAUUUACCGAAGAUCGUAUCUGGGAGGGAAUAUGUGUCGAGGAAACGGGAACAGCGGCAAGCCAGUUUGCAAGCAAGAAGAUUUGUGAAGCACUUGGCUUUAACUACAGAUCUGAUGUUGUGCGCAUCAGCACUGGCUGGACGGACCGUAGGCUCCUUUGUUCAUCGUAAGUAUAAAUGGUAUAGAUAUAGCGUUCAGAUUGCUGAAAAUGUUGUGCAUGGCCAUUAGAAAUAGCUAGAGAUCACGGAUUUCGGCUCUCUCCUUUUUCCCUUUUUUUUUUUAUAAAGAAACGUACGAGGGAAAAUUAUUUUUGAAUAUAGAAAAAUAUCUGGCAAACCUGUAACAGUUGCCAAGUUGGAUUCUUUUAGAAGAAAGCAUCCGCAAACCGACUGAUGAAUAUUAUAUGUACACCCGACCAAUACCGUCCUCUUCAGGGUCAUUUUCCCUCUCCUUUCCCUCUCACAACCGUUCUAUUUUAUGUGAAAAAUUGCUUAAUUCAACGUGUUUGAACUUGCCUAUUAGCGCUUGCGUCCAAUUGUUCGAUUUUGUCAACCUUGUUCCUGAAAGUUACCAUCGUGUCUCACUAAAACAACAAUUUUCGGGUGGAUUGAAAACUUAUACCGGGUAAUAGCGUUCAUUUUGGCAAUAAGUAUUGACCAAAUUGGAUUUCGCCAUCACUACCGCAAAAUGACGGAUAUCUGCUUCCUUGGACUGGUAACGAGGACUUAAAGAUCCAAGGACGCGAUGGCAGCGAAAACGUCGCUUAAAAAGUGAAUUGUAAGGCGCGUAAAACUUGAAAUAGUGUGAGGAGGCUUUUAUUUCAAAAAGCCAAUUCUACCUCAGCCAAUUCCUGUCUUGUCUACCCCCAACCCACCAACCUCCCAAGCAUUAUUCAGGUUGUGAGUUCCCACAGAGGGACGUAUUGGCCGUUAAAUGUCUGUCUCUGAGAAAAGAGAGGAUUGUUGUAGUCGAAUUUCACAUUUUCUUCAACUUAAACAAACAAACAAACAAACAAAAACACAAUAGUAUGGCACAUAACAACUACUCGCUACGCUAGUUACAGACCUACAUCAAUCGGAUACCGGAUUGAUUAUUGACAUGUGUUAGUCGAACAUUUUGCCUCCCUUUUGGGCCACCCACAACCAGGCGGACCAUUUUAACGCUGGGGGCUCGACCGUACUUUUUCUUUUUCACGCGGAGAAUAUUUGGAUGACUUUGUAGAUUUUUUCGCAUUUAAUGGCCGCGCUAGCUUUUUUAUGAACUUGUUGGACUUGUUUUGAAGCAUCGGGGCACUUAGAACACCUUUGAUUGAAAUGGCGACCUAAAUGUGACGAUGCUCCAGUAAACGUGUUAAAGCACAGAUGUACUCUCAAGAUGUGUACCCCUAUAAUACGAAGCGACCCAGUUUUGAUUCCAAUCUAACCGAACUGAACAUCUCUUUUGACAUUAUUGUAUUAGUAAACUCCUAGAGCAGGUAACAAGUAAUAUUUUAUCGGUAGUGCAUUAAAAUUUAAGAUAAAACGAAUUCGCAUUAGCGAAGCGAAGCACAGAUACGUUAACAGUUUAUUUUAUCAUGUUGUAGCAAAACUGGCAGAUGCAGAUUGCUAAUGCGCCGACAGCAUUGUGGUACUAUGGUACGAUGCAGGCUGAAAUGUAGUAACAGUUUUCCUGUACCUCAUGGGCAUGUCGACAAAUGUACGGGAAAUUAUGAAGACGACACCUGUAUGGUUUACUGUGACGACGGUUACAAACUCGAAGGAGACUCUAAAGUUUAUUGUAAAGGCGGAGUCUGGACAUAUGAUAAUGGGCAACCCGCCUCAGCUUACUGUAAAUAUAUAGGUAUGUAUCAGUUCAUUUCCAUGCACGAGCAUAGUGGAGGUAGGGGGUCCAAACCUCCUGUCUUCUGUACCUUGCAUUCCCGGCUCUCGCCCCUUGUUCUCUUGGCUUUCCCACUUUAGCUCUCUAUCGAAAAGGAAAUAUUCCGCUUUCCUCAGCACCCUUUUAGAACUCCCACCUUCUGUGCCCCUUCCCGCACGGUACUCUCCCGGGUAGCACCCCCUUGUCCUCUGCCACAGAAGAGUGAAGAAUUGAAUUCCUAGUACCUACCUUUCAUAACCUGAGAUGUAACAAUUUUACUACCUCCUUUUCUUGAUAUCUCUAAUUAAAAUCCAGUCAAAAAGUUAUCUACGAUCACAGCGAAUCAAAAUAACAUGCUAAGAUGAGAACUUGAGAAAAUCCGAUUCAUGGUUAGAUUAAUAGAGUUACUAGUAAUUUACAUUUUAACUUUCAUGACUAAUACAAUCAAACUGAAGCUCAAAGUAUUACCGAAUUUCUUUUAUUUUGUUUAGUUUUUUUUUUAAAUAUUCGUUGAUGGUCACGAGACCUGUGGUGGAACAUAUCGGAAUAAUGCAUCCUAUCAUUGACGCGUCGGGCCACUCAGUAUAACGAUUAAAUAGUCGCAAUUUCUCUCAAUAGUGCAAGGAAAACAGCGAGAGGGCGGGCUUUAAUUCAUUGGGGAAGAAGGGGUGGUAGCGAAAAACCCAGCUAAGUGUCAUUUCCCCGGUGGCAAGGAAUGAAAUGGAUACGGGGAAGUACACAGGAUUACCGUAAAAUUCCGAAAAUAAGCCCCUCCAUUUAUAAGCCCCUCAAAAUAUGAGCCCCUCAAACCAGUAACGGAAAAAACCCUCCAAAUAUAAGCCCCCCCGGGAGCUUGUACUUGGAAAACUGCCCUCAAAUACAAAGUAAAACAAAGCAAAAACGGCAAAUUUACUCCCAACUAUAAGGCUAGGCCAAUCGAUUAUGAAACGCAAAUUUCCCUCCAUAGAUAAGCCCCUCCGAAUAUAAGACCCUUCAAAAAUAAGCCCCUCAAAAAGGGUCUUUGAAAAAUAUAAGCCCCGGGGCUUAUUUUCGGAAUUUUACGGUAUCUCACUGAAAGUGUAAAGCGGGAGGUACCUUAAGAGUAUUUGAUACAGGAAGUUGUCUCUCCCUAAGUGAAUAUCUAUUUAGACCCACUGAAUAGUGAAUAUUGACCAGACGUGUUCCUCACUCUUUCAGACACUCUGGUGGAAGAAGAACUCCCGGAUCUUGUAAAGACUUACAGAGAGAAAAGCCGCCACGACUUAGCGGAAAUCUUAAGAGAUUACUUAAAACGUACUUAUCCCACUCAAUACUGGUUGGUGACAGUAUAUGACGAUGUCAGUGGUGACGAUAAACAUUAUGUUACUGGUGUUCGUAUCGUUCGUAAGUUUCGAUACGAAGGGGUUAACUACGUCGUUACACGGUAUCCUAAACAUGCUGCUCGCAAACCUAAAUUGUCAAUAUCAGAGGUUGUAGGUAAUGAAGAUGGAGAUAACGCUAAAGAUGUUCUUAAUAGUAUUAAGGGUAAAUUUGAUAAACGCCACCUAUCUUACGCCUCAAUACACGUCGUGAAAAAAAUUAAAUCGAAAAGUGGCUGGUGGCUUAAGAAGAAACACCAUAAAACAACGCUCAGUACUGCAACUUUUAUUCCUAAAGAAAACUAUUUCUGGAAAGACUUUUCGGGUGUCUUUGUCAUUGUCGUUGCUCCUCGUUAA